Messenger RNA from Musa acuminata subsp. malaccensis (wild Malaysian banana), 821 nucleotides. Its product is annotated as dirigent protein 1-like. The record is from RefSeq and is a predicted model, not a curated record. Lineage: Eukaryota; Viridiplantae; Streptophyta; Magnoliopsida; Zingiberales; Musaceae.
UCAUGUCUCUCCCUCCAAUCCUCCAUCCACCUUUUCACCCCCUGCCUAAGCUUCCCCAUGGCCUCGUCUCCAUCCCUCCCUCUUCUCCUCCUCUUCCUCUUUGCCGCUAUUGCCAUUGUGAGCAGCGAUGAACCCAAGGAGAAUAUGACCCACCUGCACUUCUAUUUGCACGUCUACUACGGCGGCCCCAACGCGACCACCGUCACCGUUGUUAGCCCACCCGGCAACAGCACCUUCGGGAGCAUCGGGGUGGGCAACAACAUCCUGAAGGAAGGGCCCGAGCCGAGCUCGAUGCUCAUCGGAAGGACGAACGAUCUCACCGCGCAGGCGUCCAUAGAGAGCCCGUCGUACCUCUAUAUGUUGAACUUCGUGUUCACCGCCGGAGAGUACAACGGGAGCAGCAUCGCCAUCGUCGGCAGGGAGGUGCUCGGCAUGACCUCGGAGAGGACCAUUGUCGGAGGGACCGGCAUGUUUCGGAUGGCGCGGGGUUACACGGUCAGCACUCUCAUCAGUUCAACUGGAACCACCGAACUCUUUCUUGUGUCAGAGUACGAUGCUUAUAUCUAUCACUAGUGCUGAUGAGCUGCCUCUCUCUCUCCUUGUGUGUUGCAAUAAAACCUGCUCGUUGCUUCUUCUACAUCUCUACGAUUCUGUGAGUCACCCAUGGUAUAAGGGCUUUGUUUUGUAACGCAGUGUAGUAUGAUGCCUUUAUCUUUCACUACCUGUGAGUUGCCUGCUGCUGCUGGUGCCUUUCCUUGUGUGGUUAAUAAAUCCUGUUUGUGGCUUGUUCUGCAUUCAUAUGCCACUGUUAUGUUUGUGUA